Messenger RNA from Carya illinoinensis, 1934 nucleotides. Its product is annotated as chaperone protein dnaJ 15. The record is from RefSeq and is a predicted model, not a curated record. Lineage: Eukaryota; Viridiplantae; Streptophyta; Magnoliopsida; Fagales; Juglandaceae. Bases 360 to 1595 code for a protein of 411 amino acids. The transcript is spliced from 11 exons.
GAAGUUAUGGGAAAAGAAAAUAUUCAUAUCUGCUCCCUCCAUUUAUAUAUUUCCGUGAAUUCCUAAACCCUAGAGCUAUCUCUGUUUUUUAUAUCUACCUUUUUAAAUAUGUGCAAUUAGAUCUCGCUUCGAUUAGAUCUUUGCUACUCGAUGUUACAUAAUCUCAGUUUCCGUCUUUUCAAACUCCCGAGAAAAUUCAGCGAUCCAAUGAUGCUUUGAAUUGCGUGUAUUUUGUUGGAAAAAAUUGGCCUUGGUUUUCUCGGUGGUGAAUUCGUAUUUUCUUUAUAGGAAAUAUUCUACGAUUGGAGCACCCGACGGGAAAAGAUAGGACUUUCUGAUUAGCGAGAAACGGAGAGUGAAUGAGAGAGGGAAUGGGGACGGGUUCGAAGAUGGAAGGACCUUCGGCCCCAGCUAAUCGGAGAGACCCCUAUGAGGUACUGUGCGUUUCGAGGGAUUCCACCGAUCAGGAAAUCAAAACGGCGUAUCGGAAGCUUGCUCUCAAGUAUCAUCCUGACAAGAAUGCCGCCAAUCCUGAGGCUUCUGAACUUUUCAAGGAGGUUGCAUAUUCUUAUAGCAUCUUAUCUGACCCUGAGAAGAAAAGGCAAUAUGACAGUUCAGGGUUUGAGGCUCUUGACGCUGAUGGCAUGGAUAUGGAAAUUGACUUGUCUAAUCUUGGUACUGUCAAUACAAUGUUUGCAGCUUUAUUCAGCAAGCUGGGUGUCCCUAUUAAGACUACAAUUUCUGCAAACGUUCUUGAAGAAGCCCUAAAUGGCACUGUUACAGUCAGACCCCUCCCAAUUGGAACAGCAGUUAGUGGAAAGGUAGAAAAGCAAUGUGCCCACUUCUUUGGUGUAACAAUCAAUGAGCAACAAGCUGAGGCUGGGAUUGUAGUAAGAGUUACCUCAUCUUCACAGAGCAAAUUCAAGUUGCUUUAUUUUGAACAAGAUGCAAAUGCUGGUUAUGGCUUGGCAUUACAGGAAGAUAGUGAGAAGACUGGUAAGGUGACAUCUGCAGGGAUGUACUUUUUGCAUUUUCAAGUGUACAGAAUGGAUUCAACUGUGAAUGCGUUAGCAAUGGCUAAGGACCCUGAAGCCGCUUUCUUUAAAAGGUUGGAAGGCCUUCAACCUUGUGAGGUCUCACAGCUAAAAGCCGGAACUCACAUAUUUGCUGUUUACGGAGACAAUUUUUUUAAGACUGCUAGCUAUACGAUUGAGGCGCUUUGUACAAAGUCAUUUGAGGACACAACAGAGAAGCUGAAGGAUAUCGAGGCUCAGAUUUUAAGAAAGAGAAAUGAGCUACGUCAAUUUGAGACGGAAUACAGAAAGGCAUUGGCACGCUUUCAAGAAGUGACCAAUAGAUACAACCAGGAAAAGCUGUCUGUGGAUGAGCUUCUGAAACAGCGAGACAAUAUCCAUUCUUCAUUCUCUGUAGCAAGAGUAGCCAAUGGUAGUUGGAGUGGCAGUAAUUUAAGUAAUGGCAGUAGUAGCAAAAUUACUGGGGAAGAUUCAAAGGCAGAGAGUCCUGGGGAAGAUGGAAGCUCAGAUGGCAAGGAUAAAUCAGCCAAAAAGAAAUGGUUCAAUAAAAAGUUUGGUUGAGAAGGUGUUCGUCUUAUUCUGUAUUAUUCAAGUGCUUGAAUAUCCAUCCUUUAGUUUAUAUGUUUGGGCGUCUAGGUUGCUGCUUACAAAGGCUUGCAUUGAAUUCCAUGUUCGAUUUUUCUCCGAGCUCCCACAACAGGUUUUCCCUUACUGGUUUUACAAUUUGGUUGUAAAAACAUUUGAGAUUUUAAAGGUAUGUGUAUUAAUGCCGUUUUAUUCAUGAUGCUACUAAGGAAGACACUUAGUAGAUUCAUUCCUCUUUGGUUUUUAUUUGUAAAAAUGAAAUCUUCACUCCUUGAAGCAUCUUCUUCUAAUGAAUGUGCACGAAGAUUUGAAGUA